Messenger RNA from Xiphias gladius (swordfish), 998 nucleotides. It is a transcript of the gene pno1, whose product is annotated as partner of NOB1 homolog. The coding region runs from base 31 to 777 and encodes 248 amino acids. The transcript has 7 exons. The record is from RefSeq and is a predicted model, not a curated record. Gene Ontology annotation, cellular component: nucleolus. Lineage: Eukaryota; Metazoa; Chordata; Actinopteri; Istiophoriformes; Xiphiidae. Gene Ontology annotation, molecular function: RNA binding.
UCUUUAAACUGAUUUAAAACUCAUUUCGGGAUGGACGCCGAUAAAAAUGCGGUUCCUAGCGCCGGCGCUGCCACGGACAGUAAAGACGACGCGGGUUCUUUCACAAAGGUAAAGUCCAAAAAGACUCAGAAGCGAAAGCGUGAACAAGGUGGAGUGGACAUGGACACAGACGAGCCCGUGGCGAGCAAGCGGCCGCAGUUUCCACCGAUUUCAGCCGACAAACUGAAGGGGCCAGAUGAGAUGCGCAAAAUCGCUGUCCCAGCUCACAGGUACACCCCACUGAAGGAAAACUGGCUCAAGAUUUUCACCCCCAUUGUAGAGAACCUACAGCUUCAAGUCAGAUUCAACCUCAAAACUAGGAAUGUUGAAAUCAAAACGUGCAAAGAAACACAGGACAUCGGCUCGCUCACAAAAGCAUCAGAUUUUGUUAAAGCGUUCGUGCUAGGAUUCCAGGUUGAAGACGCCCUAGCUCUCAUCAGAUUAGAUGAGCUUUUCCUAGAAAGCUUUGAUGUCACAGAUGUGAAACCCCUGAAGGGAGAUCACUUAUCCAGAGCCAUCGGAAGAAUAGCAGGGAAGGGAGGAAAAACCAAAUUCACCAUUGAAAAUGUCACAAAGACUCGCAUUGUGCUUGCAGACACAAAAGUUCACAUAUUGGGAUCUUUCCAGAAUAUCAAGAUGGCCCGGACAGCAAUUUGUAACUUAAUCUUGGGAAGUCCACCUUCAAAGGUCUAUGGCAACAUCAGAGUGGUGGCUAGCAGGGCUGCUGAGAGAUUCUAAAAUCUGAUUGGCUGCCGUGCGUAUUUAUCUCUUCCCGCUGGGAUCCGUGAUGUUAAGACUGUUGAAUGCCUUAUGGACCGACGUCUCAGGUUCCUCUGUAAAGGCCUCGUGUUUCCGUUGGCUCCAAAUAUGAGGAAAAAGUUACGAUACUUGCAUAAACAGGAUGCAGGUAUCGGAAAGCAUGCGUUUGUGUAAAUAAACAAAAACAUAAAUCCACUAAA